Hydatigera taeniaeformis is the source of this 729-nucleotide messenger RNA. The record is from the annotation of a GenBank genome assembly. Lineage: Eukaryota; Metazoa; Platyhelminthes; Cestoda; Cyclophyllidea; Taeniidae.
AUGAUAUGGUUUCCCAUUAUUCUCCCUACAGACUGCAAAAUCCACGGUCAUAGUAGGCGUCUACCGUGCUCCAGUCAAGUUUGGAUAGGACCAUCGGUGCUGAAUGGUGACCUCUCCUCUUUGGCAGAUUUGUCUGUGAAGCUGAUCGACUCAGGUGCGGACUACCUUCACCUGGAUGUUAUGGAUGGUCAUUUUGUUCCAAACAUUACCUUUGGACAUCCGGUUGUUUCGUGCUUGAGACCCAAACUACCCCCUGGUACCUUCUUGGACCUUCACAUGAUGGUUUCAGAACCUGAGAAGUGGAUCGAGGGAAUGCGUCAAGCUGGAGCCACUCAAUACACCUUUCAUCUCGAGGCCACUGAUGAUGUCAAGCGAUGCAUUCGGAAGAUUCGAGAGGCUGAUAUGAAGGUGGGUCUGGGAAUCAAGCCAAAGACAGUUGUGGAGGAAGUCUUUCCGUACGUUGACCUUGUGGACAUGAUACUUGUGAUGACUGUUGAACCUGGCUUUGGUGGUCAAGCCUUUAUGGCGGAUAUGAUGUCCAAGGUGAAAGCGCUUCGAGAAAAGUAUCAAGACCUGAAUAUAGAAGUUGAUGGUGGAGUUUGUCCAAAAACAAUUCGUGAAUGUAUCAAGAAUGGCGCCAACAUGAUCGUCUCGGGUAGUGCAAUAACGAAUGCGGAUGAUCCGGCUGCUAUCAUACGAAGUAUGCGAUCCACCAUCGUGGAAUUGUGA